This is a messenger RNA of Misgurnus anguillicaudatus (oriental weatherfish), 4486 nucleotides long. NCBI's taxonomy places the organism in Eukaryota, Metazoa, Chordata, Actinopteri, Cypriniformes, Cobitidae. The record is from RefSeq and is a predicted model, not a curated record.
UUUAUUGGUUCUACAUUGUAUUGGUUUUUGUUGGUCUCUAAUGGUAUGUAUUGGUUCUAUGUAUUGGUUCUAAUGGAAAAUGGCCCAAAACACACUACAGUGUAUUGGUUUUUGUUGGUCUCUAAUGGUAUGUAUUGGUUCUAUGUAUUGGUUCUAAUGGAAUAUGGCCCAAAACACACUACAGUGUAGUGGUUUUAAUGGUAAAAGCUAAUGGUUCCGAUAGGUAUUUUAAUGGAAACCAAUCGAAUUUUCUGUAAUGGUUUUAUUGUUUUUUUCAGCAGGGUAUAUAUGGUUCUUUCCAUUAUGUUUGUUGUCUGAUGAUGCGAUCUAACUCCUGUCUCCUGUUAGAUCGAAGUAACUUCCUCCUCAACGGGUGGGAUUGUGCGACGUUAGGUCCAGGUGGGUGUAUAGGGCGUGAUUUUCUAAAGCGCUGUUGCACUAUUGGCCUGACACGUCUCGAUUUUGGCCUCGCAGCUGGAGGUCGAAUGCUAUUGGCCAAGUGAGGCCCAUUUGUAGCUCGCACUCACCUGACAGUGCAAAAGCAUCUAGUGAUGCCUCAAUGCAGUUCUUUGUGGGUUGUUUGAAUUCUUUGUGACUAAAUGUCACACAUACAUAGCUAUUCCAAAGUAGGACAGUUCACACACACACAUUUACACUUCUACACAUGAACACACGCAUUCCCUUGAGUCUGCCUGCCAAAGAGCUCUCCCUUGCUUUCACAAGACUUGAGUAUUUCAUUAGUGAGAUAAAACAGGGCUGAGCCCACUGGGGUUGCCAGUUUCACUGAUGAGAGAGAGAGAGAGAGAGAGAGAGAGAGAGAGAGAGAGAGAGAGAGAGAGAGAGAGAGAGAGAGAGAGAGAGAGAGAGAGAGAGAGAGAGAGAGAGAGAGAGAGCGCAAGGGGGUUGUGAUAAACUCUUACAGUGAGAGAGUGCAGAAGUAGCAACAUAAGAUCUAGACAGAGUGAGAACACCAAUACACAACUGUGUUGAAACAAGCAAGCACAGAGCACGAAAGACCCACCACAAAUCCCAGGCUGAUCGCACAAUUAGAGGUGAGUGUGCAUGUGUUUUUAUCUCCCUGCCGGACCAGGCUGAUGAAUUACUCUAGGGCCGGGGACUUGAGCGAAAGUGGGCACGUUUGAAGCUGUCAGAGAAAACACACGAUUGUCUCGUGAAGUGCUUCACGGCUUUGAAGUUUCCCCGGGGCAGCCGCGGGGGACCAAUUUUUUCCCUGCAAGGAAAAAAGGCAAAAGAAGGCCAAAGGCUACGAAUACUGGAGCGGUUCCAACUUCCAAUUCCCCCGGGACAUUUUUUUCCACCUCAGCUUCAAGAAGGAACCACAUGUGAAGACUGAUGGGGCGAGAGCUCGGCAUUGCUCACCAGAGAAUCAACUUGGAUGGAUCACUGACAGCUACACCACUGAGGCUCCACGGCGAGACAGAGGCAAAGAAGCAGAGAGAGGAAAUCUAAAUAAUCUUCAUCCAUUCUCCUUUACUUCAUCUGCCUGGACGUUUAUCUUCUGGACCCCCACCAUAGGACAGCAAGCGUGAAAAAUCUCACUAAUGGGUUCAUUUGCUGUCAGCUCAGCGGCGACCUGUCAUUUCCCAGGACCACUCCGCUUGACACAUUUCAUAGGCGAGUAAGCUUUGCUUUGUUUCUGCUGCCACAGGAGCUUCAACCUCAUUUUGCUGGUUUUUAAGAAGAUCAAGACCAAGCUGAACUAUCAGCCAGCUUAAUUCCCACUGGGUGAAAAGGUCCCUUCAUUACUUUGCCUGUUGAUUUUCUUCGGUGAGGUCAAGCAUAUGAUUUAAAACCCAGGAACACUUGCUCUGUAUUCCUGACCAAGAACUUCCUGCAGUGGGAACAACAAGAGGAGAUUUUUCACGGGAUAGCAGUCUCCAGACUGGUGGGGUGAAGAUGCGGUUCUGGCUGUUAGCUUUAGUGACGGCAGUGCUCUGGAGUCAGUGCAUCCUUCUAGGAUGGGCUGAGGGCAGGAAGGCACGUAAGAAGCAGAAGGAGCUCAGUCCACAACACACUGAAACAUUCAACACCACCAUCUCCAACAGUGAGGAACAGGAUGACAGUGUUAAGGUCAGUGAGAACCAGAGAGUGGACCCUCUUGGAUCAUGGUUGGAUUUCGUGAAGAGACCUGUGGGCAACUUUCCCGGAAAAUGCAGAAAGCGAAAACGACCACUGCCUGGUCCACCGGGCCCUCCCGGUCCUCCAGGGCCUCAGGGACCUCCAGGAUCUCCCGGGGCAGAGGUCACUCAAGAGGUCCUCCUGCGAGAGUUCAAAGAAAUGAUCAAAGAGGCCACAGAGAGGCGAGCUGCAGUGGACAAGCCCAACCAACCCAGUCAGCUGCCCACAACUCUUAUUACUUUAGAGGGCAUGACCUCGUUCAGAAGAAUCGAAGAAGCGUUUCACUGCAAACUCAGAGGACCUGUAGUCGUCGACAAGAAAACUCUGACAGAGCUGCAAAACUUUCAGACGCCUCCUGCCAAAGGUGCCUUCCUCAGAGGGACGGGAAUGGAUCAGACCACUGGACGAUUUACAGCUCCUGUAACUGGAAUUUAUCAGUUCUCUGCCAAUGUUCAUAUUGACCACACUGAGGUGAAGAAAAGUAAGAACCAGCUGAGAGCCAGAGAUAAUGUGAGAGUUUUGAUCUGCAUUGAAUCACUCUGCCACAGAUAUACAUCAUUGGAAAUGAUUGUUGGUCUUGAAAGUAACAGCAAGAUAUUUACAGUGUAUGUCCAUGGGCUGCUCGAACUUCAGGCUGGGCAGUACACCUCCAUAUUUGUGGACAAUGCAGCUGGAGCAUCUAUCACAAUACAGAAUGGUUCAGAUUUCAUGGGCAUGUUGUUGGGGGUAUAGCCUCGCUUAUAUCCUCGCCUAUAUCUGGCGAGCCACAUAAGACUGCAAUGCUGCUCUUUGGACUGUCACUCAGCAUCAUAUCUCUUCAUACGAGUGCUGUUGCCUGUUUAAACUUCAUGAAAGAGCAAUGGACAUGAAAACCCACAAAGCUACUAGAGGCGAAAACAGUCGGAUGCAAUACUGAAAGACUUGACAGAGGACAGUGGAUUCAUAUCUGCCUUGACUGUGCCAUUUACAGUGAAUUUUUUCUUGCGUCCUGUGUUUAUACAGAAUGGUACCAACCAGACCGUAUUUUGUGAUAUACUUAUAUAGAUAUAUAUUAUAUUAUAUAUUUUGAUCCUGUAUAGCUCAGUGGUAGAGCAUUGCGUUAUCAGCGCAAAAGAUCAUGGGUUCGAACCCAUAGUGAUAAAAAAUGUAUGUGUUGUAAUGGAAUUCAAUGUAAGUCACUUUGGAUAAAAGUGUCUGCCAAAUGCAUAAAUGAUAUAUAAGAGAUUUUUGUACCUAGAUAUUGGUGCACCAUGUCAGCGCCCUAUUCCUAGUCAAUAAUGUUUAUAUACACAAUUUGUUUUUAUAUAUGGUGAAAGGUUUCAUACACCCCAAGAUGGGUUUAUCUAUGGGCUUAAAGGUCUAAUAUGUUUUGAAGGUGUAACACAAACGCACACCUUCUAUUGUGCAUACGUGACUGUAUUGUGUAUUUCUAAAUAUCAUAAGCUAGACAACGUUUUAUUUACUAUACAGAUCCAAAAAGCGUGUUUGAGAGCUGUACUAUUCAUAAACAACAGAUUUUCCAUUACGUUUGGCCAAAAGAAGGAAUCAAGCACUUGGAAAAAGAAACAAAGAAAGAAAACAAUAAGCCCCGAGGAUCAGUCUGUUUUUAUGUCCAGUGGGUAAAACUCCUAGACAAUAAUGCUGAUCCGAAUGUGUGCUUGCGAAGCUAUCAUGAUCCAUUAGACAUGUUAAGUUCCUGCUGAGUUUUCAUUUUGUGUACUGUUAAAUACAUCAUCUGUUUUUUUACAUCUCAAACUUUUCUUUAUUUCCCCAGCUUAUUUUAAAAGUGAUUUCAUCUUUAGGAUGCACAUAUAUUCGCAUGUACAAUUAAAAAAAAAUACAGAUUAUUUAUGUUUUAAUGUAUCUGCCAAUUAAAAUAGAUUUAUUUUUUUUAAAACUAGUUUCUAGGCUUCCAAUAGAUCUCAAUACAAGUGAAUAUAUAUGAAGCAAGACAGCUUAAACCUUUGCUUUCCAGUAUCUUGUAUUGUGGUGUAAUGGAAAUAAACUGUAUUCAAUAAAUAUAAAGGAUAUCUAUUUACCUGGGCCUACCUGCGGUUGACUCGAAAUGAAUUUAAUGGGCUUUGAAAUUCUGCUAGCAUUUUAAUUUUCUGCUCAAUAAAGCAGGAAGGACAGAAUUCCAAUGCUUUUAGUUUUACUGUAACUGCACUGUAGCUGCAGCGCCUGGAAAAUAUUCCAUGCAGUAGUGUGGAAAAUGCUUCUUUGCAUCAUUUCCAUUGUAAAUAAUCCAGGAUAACUCAAAUACCUUUGCAUGCCAAAUAGACUGAUGGUGGCAUGCCACCUGGGCACACUGGAAAGUAAUUUCGAACAUUUAAGUGUAAUUUAAUUG